Jatropha curcas is the source of this 4471-nucleotide messenger RNA. Lineage: Eukaryota; Viridiplantae; Streptophyta; Magnoliopsida; Malpighiales; Euphorbiaceae. The record is from RefSeq and is a predicted model, not a curated record.
AUGCAUGAUGUUCGGGGGAGGGGUUCACAGGAUGAUCCAUCACCGGGAGACAUGGUUUGGGACUUACGAGUAGUACAUGAUAUGGUAGAAUCAGCUAUCUGGAAAGGCUCGAGUAUCUUGAUGCGAACAGGCCCAUGGAAUGGCAUUUCAUUCAGCGGUAUACCACAAUUAAGGCCUAACCAAGUUUACGAUUUCAAGUUUGAGCGUAAUGAAGAGGAAGUUUACAUUUUAUACCACCAAAAAGAUGACACUGUAAUAUACAGGCCUAUACUGAACCAAACCAACAAUAGACUUGAGUUGCUAUUAUGGGAUAAAACUUCUCAAUCUUGGCUUCUGCAGUUUUAUUUGCCAUCAGAUCACUGUGAUUCUUAUGGCAUUUGUGGUAGCUUUGGAAUUUGUAAAGCUUCUACAACACCAGAUUGUCAAUGUUUGAAAGGAUUCACUCCUAAAUCGCCGGAGAAAUGGUACUCAGCGGAUUUUUCUCAAGGGUGUGUCCGUAACAAUUCAUUGAACUGCAGCAGCGACGGUUUUAUCAAAUUCACAGGGUUAAAAUUACCAGAUAUUACAGAUACUUGGGAAAAUGAAAGUAUGAACCUUAAUGAAUGCAGAUCUAAAUGCUCCAAGAACUGUUCUUGCACUGCAUACACAAGCUAUGAUAUUAGAAAUGGAGGCAGCGGUUGUAUCAUUUGGUUUAGUAAUUUGAUUGAUAUCAGAGAAAUUGCUUUUGGUGGACAGGAUCUAUACAUUCGGAUGUCGGCUUCUGAACUAGUUGGUUUAGAAGAUGUGGGAGGUAAUCAGAACAAGAAGAUGUUGGUGAUAAUCAUCCCUUCUGUUAUUGCAACUUCUGGAAUUCUAGCAGUCAGCUAUUACUACUUCAAAAGGCGUAAAAAACUAAAAGAAAAUAAUAAAAUGCAAGACAAAAAUCAAGAAUCAGACGAGGAACUGGAGCUGCCAUUAUUUGACUUUGCCACAAUAUCACAUGCAACCAACAAAUUUUCGUUCGGCAAUAAGCUGGGACAAGGUGGUUUUGGACCUCUAUACAAGGGAAUACUAUCAGAUGGAAAAGAGAUUGCUGUUAAGAGGUUAUCAAGCAAUUCUGGACAAGGAUUAAUCGAGUUCAAAAAUGAAGUUAAAUUGAUUGCCAAACUUCAGCAUCGAAAUCUUGUAAAGCUUCAUGGUUGUUGCAUUAAGGGAGACGAGAGACUUCUGAUCUAUGACUAUAUGCCAAACAAAAGUCUAGACUACUUCAUUUUUGAUCAAAGUAGAGCAAAACUAUUAGAUUGGUCCAAGCGUUUCAAGAUUGUGUGUGGAAUUGCUAGGGGGCUUCUCUAUCUUCAUCAAGAUUCAAGAUUAAGAAUUAUACAUAGAGAUCUUAAACCCAGUAAUGUAUUACUUGAUAAUGAGAUGAACCCGAAAAUUUCAGAUUUUGGCAUGGCCAGAACUUUUGGAGGAGAUCAGACUGAAGGAAACACUAGAAGGGUGGUUGGAACAUAUGGUUAUAUGGCGCCAGAGGUAAUGCCAGUGAUGGGCUAUUCUCAGGUUAAAUCUGAUGUUUUUAUGCUUCGUAUCCCCAAAUGUUAGAGACAACUAUGGAAAGAGAAAGUCGUGGAUUUUAUCACAACAGACCGACCAGCCGGUAACCUUAUUGGAUAUGCAUGGAGAUUGUGGAAUGAAGGGAAUGUCUUGGAAUUGGUGGAAUCAUUUUUAAUGGAGUCUUGCAGUUUAUUAGAAGUUAAACGAUGCAUCCAUAUCAGCCUCUUAUGCGUUCAACAACAUGCAGAGGACAGGCCAAGCAUGGCAUCUGUGGUUUUAAUGUUAGGCAGCAAGAAUGAACUGCCUCAGCCCAAAAAACCUGGUUUUUUUAUAGAAUCACGUCCACUAGAGACACAAUCGCCCACGAGCAAUCGAGGAUCAUCUUCAAAAAAUGAAAUUAGCUUAUCAGCGUUGCAGGACCUUACUUUAUCGCAAUCAAUUGUUGAUGGCCAGACCUUAGUUUCAAAAGAUGGAAUUUUUGAGCUUGGUUUCUUUAGUCCUGGUUGUUCCGGGAAGCGUUACUUGGGAAUUUGGUAUUUGGUAAGCAAAAAUUCCAGUUAGGAAACUGUCGUUUGGGUGGCAAAUCGGGAAUCAAUCCAAUCAAAUGAUUCUACUUUGUUUUGCUGAUGUAGACAGUACAAAGACAGUACAAGUAAAAAUCUUGUGCUUAUUAAUAGCAACAACGGCGUUGUUUGGUCAUCGUCAAACUCAACGAAGGAAGCCCAAAAUCCAGUAGUACAGCUCCUGGAUUCUGGGAAUCUUGUCUUAAGAGAUGGAAAUAAUGGAAAUUCUGGAAUAUACUUAUGGCAGAGCUUUGAUUAUCCAACUGAUACAUUACUAGCAGGAAUGAAGAUUGGAGUGAACUUGAAGACUGGACUUGAUAGGCGUUUAACUUCAUGGAAAAAUUGGGAUGAUCCAUCACCGGGUGACCUUGUUUGGAGGUUGCUAGUGUUGCAUAAUUAUAAUGCUGAAUCAACUUUAUGGAAAGGCUCAAAGCUCUGGUACCGAUCAGGCCCGUGGAAUGGCAUCACAUACAGCUUUAUACCCCAGUUAAGCCCUAUUUUUGAAUUCUACUUUGUACAAAAUGAAGAGGAAGUUUACUAUAUAUGCCUUCCCAAAAAUAAAUCUAUAACUUUUAGGACUGUAAUUAACGAAACAAGCAAUCAAAGGGAGUUGUACACAUGGGAUGGUACAUCUCGAUUAAUGAGUCUUUCUUCAUCUAGGCAAGUAGAUUCCUGUGAUGAGUAUGGCCGUUGUGGUGCUUAUGGAAAUUGCAUAAUUACUUUGUCACCAGUCUGUCAAUGCUUGAAGGGAUUCAAUCCCAAAUCGCCUGAAAAGUGGAACUCAGCGGUUUGGUCUCAAGGGUGUAUCCGCAACAAUUCAUUAAAUUGCAAGAGAGGUGAUGGUUUUUUCAAAUUCAAUGGGAUAAAAUUGCCAGAUACUACAUAUUCUUGGUUAAAUGAAAGUAUGAACCUCAAUGAAUGCCAAGCUAAAUGCUUACAAAACUGUUCUUGCACUGCAUACUCAAGCAAUGAUAUCAGAAAUGGAGGCAGUGGUUGCAUCCUCUGGUUUAAUGAUUUGAUUGAUAUUAGAGAAAUUGCAAAUGGCGCACAGGAUCUACAUGUUCGGAUGUCUGCUUCUGAACUGGCUGAACCUGAUGUGAAACAUAAACCUCGCAAGAUAAUGGUGAUCACAAUCACCUCUGCUAUCGCUGUGGUUUCUGGAAUUGUACUAGUGAGCUAUUAUUUCUACAGUGGAAGGAAAAAGUUAAAAGACAAAUAUAAAUUUGAAAACAACGAAGCCCCAGAUGAAGACAUGGACCUGCUAUUGUUUGACCUUGCUACAAUAUCACGUGCAACAAACAAAUUUUCAUUAAGCAACAAAUUAGGGCAAGGAGGUUUCGGACCAGUGUACAAGGGAACACUACUGAAUGGCCAAGAGAUUGCAGUUAAGAGGCUAUCAAGUAACUGUGGACAAGGAUUAAUCGAGUUCAAAAACGAAGUUAUAUUGAUUGCAAAACUUCAGCACCGAAAUCUUGUAAAGCUUCUUGGUUGCUGCAUUCAAGGAAAUGAAAGACUGCUUAUAUACGAAUACAUGCCAAACAAAAGCCUGGAUUACUUCAUUUUUGAUCAAACUAGAGGAAAACUAUUAGAUUGGUCCAAGCGUUUCAACAUUAUGUGCGCAAUAGCUAGGGGCCUUCUCUAUCUUCAUCAAGAUUCAAGACUUAGAAUUAUACACAGAGAUCUCAAAGCAAGUAAUGUAUUGCUUGAUAAUGAGAUGAACCCGAAGAUUUCAGAUUUUGGCAUGGCCAGGAUUUUUGGAGGAGACCAGACUGAGGGAAACACUAAAAGGGUAGUUGGCACAUACGGUUAUAUGGCGCCAGAGUAUGCCAGCGAUGGGCUAUUUUCAGUUAAGUCCGAUGUUUUUAGCUUUGGUAUCCUAAUGUUAGAGAUAACAACCGGAAAGAGAAGUCGUGGACUUUAUCACCAAGACCAUAAUCUUAACCUUAUUGGAUAUGCAUGGAGAUUGUGGAAUGAAGGAAAUGACUUGGAAUUGGUUGAACCAUUUUUAAUGGAGUCAUGCCAUUUAUCAGAAGUUAAGCGAUGCAUCCAUAUCAGCCUCUUAUGUGUUCAACAACAUGCAGAGGAUAGGCCAAGCGUCGCAUCGGUGGUUCUAAUGUUAGGUAGUAAAAGUGAACUGCCUCUGCCCAAAAAACCUGGUUUUCUUGUAGACAGAAGUUCAGUUGAAAGAGAAUCUCCAUCAAGCAAGCCAGUAUCAUCUUCAACCAAUGAAAUUAGCUUGUCAAUGUUGCAGGGUCGAUAAAAUAUAAUUUAACAAUUACAUAUGUGCUAAUUUCCUGGUACUAACGAUAAAAUUCUUCCACUUGUGAUUAUUACGCCUAUUUUUUAGCAAAUAAUAAUGCAAACAUGAGAGUAAA